UUGGGAGAGACGACACUACAACUAGCUACAUUACUGCUCGCCCUCAGCUCUGGACACACUACGACAUACACUGCGACAACACUCACAGCGUGCACUUUACUGUUAGAGACGACGGCCGACUACAUUACUGUCCUCGGGCGACUGGCUAAACAACAAAAUCUCCUUUAUUUUCUGCUCGAAAGCAGCGCUGCUGCAAAAAAAGACAAAAUGAAGUUGUCAAGGAAGUAGGGCCGGUUUGUGUAGCGUUGCCAAGUGACGUUUAGAUGUUUCAAUGCGCAUGCUCAUUUUUAAUGAGCGCGCGCACCCACGUGGCCGGCUAGCUGACAAAGGCUCCUAGUAAGGAGACAAGACAGGGAUGACCUACUGAACAUGAUGCAGUAGUACAAUGGAUGAUGGCCACAUACUUUGAACUGACAUGCUUGCUCGUUCCAAUGUCGAAGCUCUGUUGUUGAUGAGUGACAAAGACUUCUCAGAAGUUGGUCUUCCACAGG
Molecule: messenger RNA, 491 nt
Organism: Geodia barretti
Lineage: Eukaryota; Metazoa; Porifera; Demospongiae; Tetractinellida; Geodiidae
Source: the annotation of a GenBank genome assembly